Messenger RNA from Ustilago hordei, 3240 nucleotides. RefSeq lists its product as uncharacterized. The transcript has a single exon. Gene Ontology annotation, molecular function: microtubule motor activity; ATP binding; microtubule binding. Lineage: Eukaryota; Fungi; Basidiomycota; Ustilaginomycetes; Ustilaginales; Ustilaginaceae. The record is from RefSeq and is a predicted model, not a curated record. Gene Ontology annotation, biological process: microtubule-based movement. Bases 1 to 3240 code for a protein of 1079 amino acids.
AUGACCGAAUCUUCCAUCAAUGUCUGCGUGCGAAUCCGUCCUUUCAGCGAGAAGGAGGCCUCGCAGCUCGCACCCAACCAAGAUCACACGCCUUUCCUCGGCGAUGGCGGCCUAGCAGGCGGCAUCUCGCCCAACAAGUUGCUUCCUCCAGCAACAGGCGCUGUAUCGGCGCUCAAGGCUAGAUUCAUUCGACCUAUCGUCAAACCUAUGGAUCAGAAGGUGCUUGUCUUUGAUCCACCUGACACCAAUCCACUCACACGACUCUACAACAACAACCCGCUUGCUCACGGAUCUAGACGCAACAAGGACGUAAGGUACGCCUUUGACCGCGUCUUCGACUCGACUGCAUCCCAGAGUCAUGUCUUUGCAGAGACAUGCAAGCCGCUUCUCGAUGGUAUUCUCAACGGCUACAAUGCUAGUGUUUUCGCCUACGGUGCCACUGGCUGUGGUAAGACACACACCAUUAGCGGUACACCGCAGGAUCCUGGCCUCAUCUUCCUUACCAUGAAGGAACUCUACGACCGCAUUCAGGAUGCUCGAGAUGAUUCGGAUGUGCAAAUUCGGCUUUCCUAUCUCGAGAUCUACAACGAGACCAUCCGUGACUUGCUCAGUUCAGAGCCAACUCCGCCUGGCGCCGGUCUUGCUCUGCGUGAAGACGCCAACAACCGCAUCUCCGUUGUCGGCAUCACGGAACUUGUCCCCGAAAGCCCUGAAAGCGUACUCGAGUCCAUCCAGGAAGGCAACCUUCGUCGAACCAUGAGUCCCACCGAAGCCAACGCCGUCAGUUCUCGUUCGCAUGCAGUCCUUCAGAUCAACGUCACCCAAAAGCCACGCACAGCCAGCAUGACAGAGCAAACGACCUCUGCUUCACUCAACAUCAUCGACUUGGCAGGCUCAGAACGUGCCUCUGCCACCCGCAACAACGGCGCACGCAUGAAGGAAGGCGCCAACAUCAACAAGUCUCUCCUCGCACUCGGCAACUGCAUCAACGCCCUCUGUCAAUCUGGCGGUGCUCGCAAGCAUGUACCCUACCGCAACUCAAAACUCACUCGAUUGCUCAAGUUCUCACUCGGGGGCAACUGCAAAACCGUCAUGGUAGUUUGCAUCAGCCCUUCCAGCAUACACUACGAAGAGACGCACAACGCGCUCAAGUACGCUAACCAGGCCAAGAACAUCCGCACCAAGGUCAGCCGUAACAUGAUCAACGUCGAUCGUCACGUCGCACAGUACGUCCAGGCAAUCCACGAGCUCAAGGAGGAGAACGGCCGUUUGCGUGCCAAGCUCGAACAACGUGGCUCGCUCGAAUCCGCUGCAGAAACGCGCAAACGCACAGAGAUGGCCAGAGAGAUGGAGGAGGCCAAGAAACGGAUGCGAGAAAGCACUGUCAAUGUUACACGCCUCGUAUCGAGUAAAGCUGCAUUCGAAGCGACUACCGCAGCUGCUGAGACUAGGCUGGCAGAGCUACGAAAUCGUCUAGCCGCUGUCCAAGCGCAUCUCGAACGAUUCAGUAGCAGAGGCGAGGUGCUUCCAUCCGACUUGGAGGGAGAGCGCCAUGUGCUCAGCAAGAUGGCCGCCGUAGAAGAAAAGGCUUUGCAAGAUGAAACAACCGCAGCUGGCGUACGUAGCUUGCUCAACAGCCUUCAGAUGCAAAGAGGCAUUGUUGUCGCUGCCUCACACAAUCAGAAGUUUGAUGCAGAAGCAUCCGAGACGAUCCAGACGUUGGGCAACGCUUUGUUGGCUCAAGUGGAAGCGGACAAGGCAAAAGCCAAGUUUGCUGGAAUGCUGCAUGUCUUGCGACGAAGCACGAUGGAAGCGACACAGCUGGUGGCCGUGGCGACACGCAGCACCAUUGCUUUGCGAGAGGUGGCAGGUGAACUCGAGUACCGCGCUACACACACAGCAGAGCCUGCAAACAAGGAGAACCAGGAAGAGCUUUCGUCGACAUUGGCUUUGCUGGCAUCCCAAUUGCGCAGCAUUGCCGGAGAGAAUGACAAGGUCUUUGAAACCAUGUGCGGAGCAAGCUUGCCUGCUGUCGCUGCCCCCGUACCAGCACGAACCAUCAAGCCCGCUGUCAGCUCAGCCCUUGGACGAUCACGCACUUCUUUAGCAAUCAACCAAGCAGCUCCAAUCGCCAGCACUUUGCAAUCAGUUCGCUCUGCUUCUUGCUCCGCCUCCUUCAGCCGCGCAGCCGCAUCCAGCUCACGCAGAGUCUCGAUCGCCCCACCCUCCCUGCCUCGCUCAGCAAUCAUGCAUGUCAUUAGUUCACCUUCCAGUGCCACUGCUACUGUUUCAACAUCACGACCUAGCUUUGCCGCUCCGACAUCCUCUUCUUCCGCCCGUGCUCAAGUCGCCACUUGUAGCCCCGUAGCACGCAAGGCAGGCUCAAUCCGCCGAGUCAGCUCCGCUGCCACCUCCACCGUAGCGGGGAUUUCACGGAGGCCUCCCUUGGCUAAGAACGUUCGAUUACCAUCUCUCCCCGCAGUAGAAGAGAAAAAGAAGUUCAGAUGGGCAGACGAAGCAGGCGAAGGAUCGAUCGACGACAAGCGUCUGGGUCACGAAGGUGCACGUGCUAUGGACAGUGCGGGCAAUAGUUCAGGUACAGAAUGGGAAGACCUGAGUGAUGGGCGAAGCACACCGGCUAAACUUCAGCAGCAGAGUAUUGCAUCAAAGCCUUUCCCGCGAUCUACCUCUAUGGCAACCGGUACUAGUAAAACUCCAGUGGAGAGUCUGAAGCAGAGAAGUGCGUCUAGCGCAGGAUCGACGCUUUGCCCUCUACGGGAGGAAGAGCAGAAAACAACAUCCGGUGACGAAGGAGAUAUUUCCAACACUUCCCCUUGUGUUGCUAUCAAACCUGUUGCGCCAACUGAAAGUCGACCGCCACUGAGGGUAACAAGCAACACCAACACCAACACCACUGCUGCUCCUACGACAGGACUGCUCAACAGCUCCGCUUUUCCCCUCUUCAGCACUACCGAGGGGAACAGCAUUAAUUCAGCUUCAUUCAACGCUGUUCCGAUAAAAAAAGCUUUCCCGCGCCCGAGUGCUGGUGGGCCGGGACCAAUCAGGAGAAGAACGACAAGGACUAGUGUCGCUGUUACGGCAACAACCAAGCCUUUGCUAAGUGCGGAAGAGGGUGUAGCAGGAGCAUUGAUCGUGCCAGGACAGAGUGGAGUGGCGAAUAGGGUCAGAGCUAGUCGAGUUUCCGCUGUUCCUGGAAUGCGUUCUGCCAGCAUGACUUGA